This is a messenger RNA of Cimex lectularius (bed bug), 1635 nucleotides long. Its product is annotated as cilia- and flagella-associated protein 61-like. NCBI's taxonomy places the organism in Eukaryota, Metazoa, Arthropoda, Insecta, Hemiptera, Cimicidae. The record is from RefSeq and is a predicted model, not a curated record. The coding region runs from base 115 to 1635 and encodes 506 amino acids. The transcript is spliced from 13 exons.
UGCACAAAAAUAUGUAUAUGAAUCAUGUGUUGGUGUUUGUUGUUUUCUUAACCUGUUGUUAAUUUUGUCACUGUAGUCAAUUUAGUUUCAAGCGAAUUUUGUUAAUUUAUCAAAAUGAAAAAAAAUCUGAAAGAGAUGUGCAAAGGACGUUGGUGCAUAUGCGAGAAACGAUGUCUGUGCGAACAAUUCAGAUCGAAGGAAGUGAAGGUCUUGCCAGUCGAGCAGAAAACAAUGGCUGAAAAUGGGACACAGACAGAGAUACAGACCGCAGUUGAUUGGCGUGAUGAAAACGUUUUGGAAAACUUUCUGAACCAAUGGCGACGUGUUGAGCAUAAUGACCUGUGCCAGCUUCAGAAGCUCAUGACCAAAUCGACAGAAGAGAUCUUUGGACCAAUAGAUUUACCUGCAAUGAUAGAGCAUUCCUACCUUUUCCUUUGCAUAGUGAACUAUCGGAAAGAAAUCUUGGGAGCUAUUUGUGUUAAUGAUUAUCCUCAGUUUAGCUCAAUAAGCAAGACAGAAUGGGAGGAAUGGAUGUUCACAAAAUUCAGAUUAACAAAAUUCAACACGUCGAAUUCACUCUUUGUCCACCUCAUAUUGUACAAGGAAAAGUACAUAAAUAUAAUAUUUGGAUGUCUUUUCACUUCGAUAUUUUAUCUUCAUCCCCGAAUUAAAAAACUGGUUUUAAUGACUUUACCACAUGUCCAAUUGGAUCCUAACUGGGACAUUUAUUUUGAAACCAUACCUUUGGUUCAUGCGUUAGACAACACCUCCCUGCCUUCAUUUAUCUACUGGGUGCCAAGAAGAUCAUGCCUGGCAAUGCAUAGAUUUCGCCAAGCCAGAAAUGAAGAUAAUGAUCGGAUAGUAGAAACUAUUGAACACGAAGAACCCGAGUUGAUAAAAUUUUAUGGAAAAAAGUUAGCACAGGAUAUAAUAGGUUUUGAUACCGAUAGGAGGAUGUAUGUUGCUAAGGAAGGUGCUGGCCUUCUAGCUGUCGCUUGUGUCAACACCAAUGUGAAUACAGAAGUUCUACAAAAAAUGUUUCACACGAGUGCUUACAGCGGGUUUCAAAAGAUGACCAAUGCCGAUGCUAUUUGGAAAAAGAAAUCAGGAAAAAGAUACUACACUAAAUCAGGAUCCGAAUUUUCAUUAGCUGUCCCUGCGAGGAGUGAAUCGGAUGAACAGACUGCAAAACUGAAAGUCACUGCUUCUCAAGAUGCAGCAGUCAUGGAUGGUAUCGUCUGGUCGACUCUUUUGAUGCAUGAUGCUGAUUUGGACGAGGAGGAGUCUGAAGGGUCAGAAAUGAAAGUGCCGUUUGACGACUAUACAAUGAUGGAGCUUACCAGCUAUAGAAACUUGUGCAUGGCAAUGCCCUCUUCUGUUAUUCUGAACACUUUGGAAAACGCACAACCUCCUCCCAAGUCUGAAUUUUACUUUGGCGCUGUGAAUGCUUUCCUUAUUGAUUUCCUUAUGACUGGAAACAUGAGUCCAUCGGAAUCUUUGAACUUGCUACAAGAUAUAUUUAAAGAUUUGGAAAAGUAUGAUUAUGCAUUGAUCGCAAUUAAGCGGGGUCAAGAAAAACCGGAUUUUGCACAUCACAUGCUUGAGAUAUUCUGUAAGACCAGCCGUAGUAGCUGA